Messenger RNA from Aplysia californica (California sea hare), 2963 nucleotides. Its product is annotated as NMDA-type glutamate receptor. Gene Ontology annotation, biological process: monoatomic ion transport; regulation of membrane potential; chemical synaptic transmission. Gene Ontology annotation, molecular function: NMDA glutamate receptor activity. The record is from RefSeq and is marked provisional. Gene Ontology annotation, cellular component: plasma membrane; synapse; NMDA selective glutamate receptor complex. Lineage: Eukaryota; Metazoa; Mollusca; Gastropoda; Aplysiida; Aplysiidae.
GGUAUACAUCGCUGUUCUUCGGGCGGGCAGGAUGCAUAAAGCUGGUAUUAAAAUGCUUUUGCUGGCAGCCACCUACCUUGCCUGCUGUGUCUACGCCCAGGCCUCAGAACAGGUUAUCACCAUCGGUGCUUCGCUCAGUUCUGAGAAAAUGGAGUUUGAGUUCAAGCAGGCAGUGAACGCUCUUAACAGACGGCACCUCAAGUCGCGCAUUCUCUUCAACUCUACAACAAUUCUAAUGGACAGUAAUCCGAUCCGAUCAGCACUUGACAUCUGUGACAAACUCCUAGCUCAGCAUGUGUACACAGUGGUGGCUUCUCAUCCCAAUUCCACUGACCACUCGCCCAUCUCUGUGUCGUACACCUGCGGCUACUACAACAUUCCUGUUGUUGGGAUCUCUGCCAGAGACUCAGCUUUUUCUGAUGUAAAUGUGCACAAGAUGUUUUUGCGGACUGUGCCUCCUUUUGCCCAUCAAGCUGAUGUGUGGUUGGAGUUGCUGGUCAACCUGACCUGGCAUAAGGUCAUAUUUGUGUACAGUGCUGAUGAGGAAGGCAGAUCAGUACUGAGUCGAUUUCAGACACUGGCAGAGGAACAUAACAUUAGGAUUGAGCCUUCCGUGAAGUAUGCGCCUGGGGAAAAGAAUUACACUUCCGUUCUGGCACCGAUUCUCAAGCACACCUCCAGAGUUAUUCUGCUGUCAGCCUCUACUGAAGAUGCUGAGGUGAUUUACAGAGAUGCUGAUGUGUUGGGCAUGACAGGGGAGGGGUGGGCAUGGAUUGUGUCAGAACAAGCAUUCGAUGCCUAUAAUAUUCCUGUUGGAUUCUUGGGUGUUCAUCUUGUCAAUGGGACAAAUGAAGUAAAUCACAUCAAGGAUGCGGUACAGGUGAUAGGCCAUGCUUUUUGGAGUCUGCUGGACACUGAGAACAUUUCCAACCCUCCCACAGAAUGCAAGGAUAUUGACAGCUGGACAGAUGGGGAGAAAGUGUACAAUGAGCUUAUCAAAACACAGCUGAAUGGAGAAACUGGCCAGGUGAGCUUCAACUCUGAGGGAGAUCGACUGAAUCCAAUGUAUGACAUCAUGAACAUCAACGGCAAUCGACGCUCUAUGUCUGUAGGGCUUUAUGGACAUCAAGAAAAGGUUUUAGGGUUGAGAAUGAUGGGAAGAAACAUAACAUGGCCCGGCAAUACUCAAGAGAAGCCAAAGGGAGAGAAAAUUUCCCGAAAUCUCACGAUUGUGACUCUGAAGGAAAAGCCAUUUGUGGAAGUUCUGCCCAUGCCGAAGGAUGGAGUCUGCCGACCUGUGGCCCCGGCUGUCCAUGCUUUCCUCUGCAAAAAUGCCUCUCAGGACAACUGCUGUAUGGGGUACUGUAUGGAUAUGUUGGCUCGGAUUGCUGAGAAGGUGAAAUUUAAUUUCACAAUCCAUCUGAGCAAGGAUGGACUGUUUGGCUCAUUUGAAAAGCAUAAUGGCUCUGACAAGAAGUACUGGAAUGGCAUGAUGGGUGAGCUGAUGACUAAGGAGGCUGACCUGAUUGUUGCCCCUCUUACAAUUAACCCAGAACGUGCCAAUGACAUCGACUUCACCAAACCAUUUAAGUAUCAGGGGCUGAAUAUCCUUGUCAGAAAGACUCAGAAAGACUCGAGCUUAGCCUCCUUCCUGCAGCCAUUCCAAGACACACUGUGGAUUCUGGUGGGUCUCUCUGUGCAUGUGGUGGCGCUAGUGCUCUAUCUGCUGGACAGGUUCUCUCCCUUUGGUCGCUUCAAACUGGCUAAGAGUGACGACACAGAAGAGGAUGCCCUCAAUCUAUCUAGUGCGAUGUGGUUCUCAUGGGGUGUCCUUCUCAACAGUGGCAUUGGAGAAGGAACCCCUCGCAGCUUCAGUGCCCGUGUGCUAGGAAUGGUGUGGGCUGGUUUCGCCAUGAUCAUUGUUGCCUCUUACACUGCCAACCUUGCAGCUUUUCUAGUGUUGGAUCGACCAGAGGCUCUCAUCUCUGGCAUUGAUGAUCCCAGGCUUCGUAACCCAAACAAAAAGUUCAAGUAUGCUACCGUGAAGGGCAGUGCCACAGAGAUGUACUUCAAGCGUCAGGUAGAACUUUCCACAAUGUAUCGGAACAUGGACAAACAGAAGAAAUAUUACACUGCGGAAGAUGCUAUUGAGGACAUCAGGAUUGGAGAACUUCAGGCUUUCAUCUGGGAUUCGCCUCGUCUGGAAUAUGAAGCGGCCAGUGAUUGUGAUCUCACCACAGCUGGGGACUUGUUUGGCCGCUCAGGGCUGGGCAUUGGUCUGCCGAAGAACAGCCCCUGGACACACGAAGUCUCAAUGGCUGUGUUAGAUAUGCAUGAAAGUGGUUUCAUGGAGCAGCUGGACAAUCGAUGGAUUUUGGUCGACAGCAAAUCCUCAUGCCCAGAGAGCAACUCUGCCCCGGCUACUCUGGGCUUGACCAACAUGGCAGGGGUCUUCAUGAUGGUGGCUGGAGGCAUCGUGGCCGGCGUGUUGUUGAUAUUUAUAGAGAUAGCUUACAAACGGCAUCGAGGGUUAAAAGAAAAAGAACUGGAACUUGCCAGAAAUGCUGCUGAUCGUUGGAGGGGAAACAUUGAGAAGCGAAGAACCCUGAGACAGACUCUUCAGAAGCAACGAGAAGAGCAAAUGCGGACAAACUCCAUUUCCAAACAGCCGGCCUCCAACACUUCUCUCCCUAUGGCUCCCAAUGCAAACACAGCUGUCGCGUCCGCCCCCAGUCUUGACAGCAACAACACAAACACCAUCACUCCAUCGUACCGCAGGUUGUCUCUCUUGGAAGCCACCACCAAAAGCGAUUGUCUUCCUCCGCCACCUCCAAGUGAUUAUCGGCCUCCGGGAUAUGUUCCUGCAAGAUCGGGUCGGACAGUCACAUGGCAUAACCCUUCCCACAACCCUGACAAUGUAGUUUAGCAACACUGUGACAGUAAGAUAACUCACAACCCUUCCC